Ustilago hordei is the source of this 4224-nucleotide messenger RNA. RefSeq lists its product as uncharacterized. The record is from RefSeq and is a predicted model, not a curated record. Gene Ontology annotation, biological process: mitotic cell cycle; mitotic chromosome condensation; meiotic chromosome condensation. The transcript has a single exon. The coding region runs from base 1 to 4224 and encodes 1407 amino acids. NCBI's taxonomy places the organism in Eukaryota, Fungi, Basidiomycota, Ustilaginomycetes, Ustilaginales, Ustilaginaceae. Gene Ontology annotation, molecular function: histone binding. Gene Ontology annotation, cellular component: nucleus; condensed chromosome, centromeric region.
AUGACAUCACAGAAUGACGCAGGUGGAGGCUCAAGUGGUCGAUACAACCUCGCCGACGAGCUCCUUCUCUUGCAAGAUGAGCCCUACAUCAUCCCACAAGAAACCGCUGUCGAGGAUAUGAACGCCUCCGAGCAGAUCUCAACCCUCGACACAGCCAUCGACGCCAUCACAAACAGUCCAGACAACGUUGCUACACCAGAGAUCUACGACCUCAUCCGUUCCUAUCUCAAACACUUUGCCAACCUCUGUCCCAACGCUUGCAACAAGCUUCUCGAUGUGAUUGCUUCAGGCAUGUCCAAUGCUCUCGACGAGGCGCAACGUGAGCUCGACGGUGAUGACCCGAACGCCUACUCUUCUCAUGCAGAGACACUCGAACGAUACGCCUUCCUCCUUCAGUCGCUUGUUUCGGUAGCAGAGAAAUACAGCGGUGCGAGAGCAGAUAACCGAGGUUCAGCUGCAGCCAUUGUAGCCGCAAGAGGAGCUCGUCGUGGUGCAGGAGCAAAGUCAGCUGCUGCCAAGUCUGGCUCUGCUAAAGCAGAUGCAUGGGCUUGGUCCAACUCGAUCCCUGCCGUGCUCACCCUCAUGUCCAAGGCCGCUCGUGUCAGGAGCGAGCGCAUGUGGACCGUCUCUGCAGCGCGCGACUCUUUCAUUUCCGGCUGUCUCCUCCGACCUGCGCUUCUCCUCCAGGAGAACGAGUCGUACCUCAAGGUUCAAGCCAUCAAGCUCGGUAUCUUCAAAGUCAUCUGCCAAGCUGUCAAAGCCCACGGCCAGGCUUUCAGCGCUCAGACCAGUAUCAUGCAGAGUCUACAAUACUACGAGCAUCUCGCCGAACCCAUGGCAGAGUUGCUAGCCGUCAUGCGUCUCGAGUUCGACUACGAACGUCUCGGCGAGGAAGUCCUUCGCGAAGUCGCUGCCAAGAACUUUGGCGCCAUGGAUACAAAGAGUCCACGUUCCUUUGGUCGUUUUCUCGUUCGUAUGGCCGAACUCAGCCCACGCAGCGUCCUCAAGCAGAUCAGCCUUCUGCAGAAGCAUCUGGAUUCGGAAUCCUACCCCAUGCGCAACGCCUUGAUCGAGACACUCGGUCUGCUCAUCAAGGAGUUGGCACUUACCGAUGAUUCGCUCAAUGCCGACGGAAACAACGGCGGCAACGGCGACGAGACCAUGGCGGACGAGAACCGCGGCAGUGCCGAAGCCCGCAAGAAGCAGAUCGAGACCUUUUUCGAUCUUCUCAUUGAGCGUUUCCUCGAUCUCAACUCAUAUGUUCGAAGCAAGCUCAUCACUGUCUGCUCUCGACUUCUCGAUCUCCCCACCAAAUUCCCCAAGCAGCGUACCGAGAUCACCGACAUGGUCGUUCGCCAUCUCCAAGACAAGAGCAGUGGUGUUCGCAAGAAUGCCAUCGCAUUGCUGACCAAGCUCAUUCUUACACAUCCUUUCGGUAUGCUCCACGGCGGUGAGCUGUCGCUGCAAGAGUGGCAGAAGCGAUUCGAUAUCGUCUCGAAAGAGCUUGAGGAGACUGAAGGCUCACUCAACUUGCCUGGUGAGCACUCGGUCGACCAGGAUGGCGAAUCUGAAGCCCACGACGAAGAGAUGGACGACGACAAUGAGGACGACCAAGGAAGCGACGAGCAGGAUGGAGACGACACCGUGAUGCAGGGUGAGGAUGACGACGAUGAGGAUGCACCGCCUGCUCGCAGCCGCAAGAGCAAGGUCAAGAAGGAAAUCGUCAAGCCCAAAGCCAAGGAGGGUCGUCGAUCCGGUGUCGACUUGCAAGCUCUCGCUGCUGCUCAGGCUGAAAUGGAGCCCGUCGAUGCUGAAAAGGUGAUGCGUUUGCGUCUCACCAAGCGAUACUAUGCUGAUGCCAUCGCUUUCAUCACUCAGCUCGAAACCGCCAUGCCCAACUUGACCUUGCUUCUCGCCUCCACCAACAAAGCCGAAGUCCUCGAAAGCAUGGAGUUCUUCCGUGUCGCUUACGAGUACAAGCUGUCCGGCGCCGCUGCCGGUGUUCGCAAGAUGGUCCACCUCAUCUGGACCAAGGACAACACUCUCGUCAUGGAAGACGGCAGUCAGCUCAAAGGUGUGCGAUCACGUCUCAUCGAAGUCUACCGUGCUCUGUACUUUGAUGCACGUGCCGAUCUCAACGCCAAGGACAACAUUGCUCGCAUCGCCAAAAACAUGAUCGAGCGCACUUUCGGUGCUACGCUCGCCGAACUCACCUCGCUCGAAGAGAUGCUCAAGACCAUGCAGAUCGAGAACCUCGUCCAUCCGGAGGUCGUCAAUAAGCUCUGGGCUGUCUACUCCGCUCCUCGUGCCAUCUCGGCUGCUCAGCGACGAGGUGCUAUCAUUGUGCUCGGUAUGCUUGCUACAGCAAGGCGCGAGAUCAUCUCGGAACAGAUCGAUAUUCUCUUACGUGUUGGACUCGGACCUUUGGGUGCACGUGACGUGGUGUUGGCCAAGUACACCUGUGUUGCACUUCAGCGACUCGGAGGCAGCGUCAAAAAGGUUAAAGGCGCUCUCAGUGACGAGAGUGUUCGCUACCCGAUGACGCAUCCCAUGUUUAGUCGACUGCGUGCCGCCAUCCAGAUGUCCGGCGAUGUGCUCACGGGUGCUAGCCGCGGCGAGUGGUUCAGCUUGGCCGAGAAUGCGCUCAACACGAUUUACUUGCUCGGUGAGCAGCCUGAUGCCCUUUGCACCGACAUCAUCCGCAGUAUGACCUCGCGCGUGUUUGGCAGCAAGACUGCGUCUCAGCUGCAGUCUCUUAACGGUGCCACCACCAACGACGAUGAUGCUGCUAGCGACGUUUCGAUGUCUGAUGCACAACAGGAGGCUGUUUCCAGUAGUGGAGACGGACCAGUGAUGGGCGAUGCUUUCCAGCUUGCUCAACUCCUCUUCUGCGUCGGCCAUGUUGCUCUCAAGCACAUUGUCUAUCUCGAGCUGGUCGAGCGAGAGUACAAGCGACGCAAGGCCGAGGCCGACAAGGAGAAGGCGGUGGCAAAAGCUGUUUCCGAGGGCAAGGCUAGUCGUGCUGCUGCUGCCGCUGCUGCAGUCGAGGAGCUGGACCAAGUUGCCGGAAACGCCGAAGACGAGAUUGGUGAAGUCAUUGCCAGUGUUCGCGAGAAGGAGCUGCUCUACGGCAGUCGCAGCGUCUUGGCUAUGUUUGGUCCCAUCAUCACCCAUAUCUGCAGCAGCCCCAAGUCGUACCCCAACGAAUUGGUGCGAAGGGCUGCUGUCUUGACGCUCUGCAAGUUUAUGUGCGUCUCAUCGACCUUCUGCGAGGCCAACUUGGCUUUGCUGCUUCACAUUCUCACCACAUCUAAGGAUGCUGUCAUCCGCAGCAACGUGGUCAUUGCUCUCGGUGAUAUUGCUGUUUGCUUCGGUUCUCUUGUCGACGAGAACUCCGAUCGUCUCUAUGCUGGUCUUGGUGACUCGGAUCUCUCGGUCAAGAAGCACACGCUCAUGGUUUUGACGCACUUGAUCCUCAAUGGAAUGAUCAAGGUCAAAGGUCAGCUCGGAGAGAUGGCCAAAUGUCUCGAAGACCCUGAGCCGCGCGUUUCGGAUCUCGCCAAGCUCUUCUUCAGUGAACUUGCCACCAAGGAGAAUGCCGUGUACAACAACUUGCCUGACAUCAUCUCGCAUCUCUCCAUCGGCAAGCACGCAGUCGACGAAGAGACGUUCGCCCGGACCAUGAAGUUCAUCUUUACUUUCAUCGACAAAGAGAAACAGGCAGAGAAUGUGGUCGAGAAGCUCUGUCAACGUUUCCGACUCGCUAACUCGGAACGACAAUGGCGAGAUAUUGCAUUAUGUCUUUCGUUGCUGCCCUACAAGAGCGAACGAUCGAUCAAGAAGCUCAUUGAAGGAUUACCGUUCUACCAGGAUAAGCUAUACCAUACGGAAGUGUAUAAGAGGUUCCAAGAGAUUUUGACCAAGGCGAGGGCGAACAAGACGCAAAGUGCUGGUGGUGCGGGACGGGGUGCAGGUGGUGCGAGUGGUGGAGCGGGUGGUGAGGGUGCAGGAGAUCUGAAGGAGUUUGAAGAGAUUUUGGCUCAGGCUGCGCAGAAGGGUGAACAGGAUGAAGCGUUUGAAGGUGCUGCUCAGGCGAAGGUGGCCAAGAUGACGAAGGGGAGAGGUGGGAGGGGAAAGACGAGUGGUGCAGCGGCGUCGGCGGGAGGUGGGGCGAAGAGGGGUACAAGAGGAAGUAGACGGAUUUCGGUUGCUAGUGAGGCCUAG